AUGAAUUCUGCUGAUAGAAUGGACACCUCAGAGGUUGAAGUACCCAACGAUCGUGAAAUCGAAAAAAUCACCGAACAAGACCUACAAGAAGAAGAUGCGGCUCCAAGAGACGACCAACCUGAGACCAGCGCCGCUAGAGCCACAAGACAUGUAGAAGACGAGGAAGCCGCCGAUCAUGUCGAACUUGCCGAUUUAGAAGUCGAGGCCACCGACACUGUACCUAGAACUCCACGAAGAACGGGCCGUUCUAAGAAGUUGUCGUCUACCUCAACCGCGGCUGUAGCGGAAGCUUCCGCAACUCCUGGAAAACGAGGAAGAAAACGUAAGGGAAGCGAGUCGGCUAACACCACCGCUAACACUACGGUUAACUCCACUUUUAACGAGCCAAAAACUCCAGGACGUAAGCAAGCUAAACUGACACAACCUCUCCUAACCUGGCAGCAAUUUGCGCCUUCCAUUAUUGGUGAUCGUGUGUUAUCAUGUGGAGAAGGAGAAGCUCUCGGACAUCCAGGUCGGACCACAACGAAAAAGCCACGGAAGGUUGACAUCUUUGAGGAGAAUGGAUUAAAACCAAUUCAAGUUGUUGCUGGAGGAGUACACUCUUCUGUAUUAACAUCUGAUGGCCAAGUUUUCAUGUGUGGAAUCAACGAGAAAGGAACCGUUCCUGCAGAAGGUGUUGAACACGAGGGAAGCACUGACGAGUUCGCCAAAGUUCCAUUCUCAGAAGAGAUUGGUAGAGAGGGAAAAAUCAUUAUGCUUGCUGCCGGUGCCUCGUUCACUGCUGCUCUCACCGACGAAGGAUCGGUAAUUGCUUGGGGUAAUCUCCGUAACUCCAAUGGAAAUGUAGAUGUUCAUCCACUUCUUCACAAAAUGCAAGAAAAGCCGGUUGUGAUUGUCCACCAAGCUAAAAGGAAGAUCGUGAAAAUCGCUGCUGGUGAGAAUCAUCUUGUGAUGCUCGACGAGAAAGGUUGUCUUCUGACUUUCGGAGACGGAGAAAUGGGUCAACUCGGACGUAGUAGCCGUACCAAGACUAUCCGAUCAAAGUACAUGUGUGACGAGUCUGGAGAUCAUCUUGUUGUUCCAUUGAGAUUUAAGAACAAAGGAAAGUUCUACGACGUUGUCGCCAAGAACGUUUUCGCCAGUGGAUUCUGGACAAUUAUUCAUGGAGAGGACGGAAAAUACUACUCAUUCGGACUCAACAACUACGCUCAACUUGGAAUCAAAGUCGACGAGGCUGAUGUUGGACAAGAUGGUCAAGAUAACCGCGAACUUCGUGUGUUCCUUCCAACCGAAGCACCAGCUUUCGGAGCUGAAGAAACUUUCGUGAACAUUGAAGGAGUUCAACAUGUUGUUCUUCUCGAUAGCCAAGGAAACGUUUUUGCGAUGGGAAAAAACACCGACAACGCUCUUGGAAUCGGAAACUGGACUGGAAAAGACGAUCAACAACAUUGGCUCUAUGACACCUUGCAAAAACUUGAUUUCGACUCGAAGAUCGUUGGAGUUUCAGCCAAAUUGGCUACUUCAAUUGCCUGGUCUGAAGACGGAACCGCAUAUGCAUGGGGAUUCGAUACAACUGGACAGUUGGGUCUCGGAUUGAAGGAUGAUGAUGAGAAGAUGGUUUCGAAGCCUGAAGAGAUAAGCUCUGCACAUCUCGACGAUCACUCCAUCAUCGGAGCUUCAAUUUCCGAUCAGCACACUCUGAUUCUCGCCAAGAAGAAUUAA
This is a messenger RNA of Caenorhabditis remanei, 1722 nucleotides long. RefSeq lists its product as uncharacterized. The transcript has 5 exons. Gene Ontology annotation, cellular component: cytoplasm. The record is from RefSeq and is a predicted model, not a curated record. Lineage: Eukaryota; Metazoa; Nematoda; Chromadorea; Rhabditida; Rhabditidae. Bases 1 to 1722 code for a protein of 573 amino acids. Gene Ontology annotation, molecular function: guanyl-nucleotide exchange factor activity.